UGGCAUCUGCCCUGCCGCGCCUCUAGCUAAAGGAUGGCGCCGUUGCGCAGACGUGGCGCCGGGAGCGCCGCCUGUUGGCUAUCGCGGAGGCGGAGGUGCCGGACUAGCGGGGUAUACGACACAGGCGGAGGCGGAGGCGGAGGCGGAGGCGGAGGCGGAGGCGGGGCGUCCCUCGAGCUCGCGGAUGACGUGCUGGCUGCAAUCUUCAUCCGGCUCCCCAACGCGGCCGACGUAGUUCGCUGCGUCGCCACUUGCAGGCGGUGGGCCAGCGUGGUGGCCAAGGAGGCCGACGCUCUGUCACGAGCCCUCCGCCUUCCGCCUCUCCCUGCCCUUGCCCUCGGCUUCUUCCACCGCAACCAGGAUCGACGACAGGACGCCGGCGGCGCCGAGACGACGAACACGCGCAAGCGGAAACGCCGCCACGGCUCCACCGUCGACGAGUGCUCGACGCCACCGUGCUUCGUCCCGACGGCGUCCGGCUCUCGGCUGCUCGGCUUCAACUUGAACCUCCCCUCCGGUACCACAGAAGGCCUCCAGCACCAUGGCGUCGACGCCUUGGAUCUCUCUCGCCCAAUCGCGUCACGCAACGGACGCCUCGUCCUCGAGCUCCACAGCGUCGACGGAAGCCUCAGGCUGUGCGUCUGCAACCCCAUGAUGGGAGACGACGUGGCCGUGCUGCCUCCUCUGCUCGGCAAAGACAGGCCCAAGGUCUACGCUUGCACACUGCUUACCGGCGCCGACCUCGACCGGCCAUCCUCCGCCGACUUGUUCCGCGUGCUCAUCGUCUACAACCGCGACAGGUUCACCGCGCUCCGUUCCUACUCGUCGGACACCUGCAGCUGGAGCAAGGAGGCCAUGAAGACGUCAGGUCCCAAGCUCACCAACUGGGAACUCGGCAAGCUAGGCCAGGGCAUCGUGCUCCACGGCGGCGUCGCCUACUGGCCGCUGAAAAGCUCGGCACUAGCAGUACGCUUCGACACGCCGGCGCCGCCGUCGCUGGUGCGCAUGCCGCCGGACGGCGUCCCCAACAAGAUCAAGCAGCUCCGCCUGCUCAGCGUCGGGCCCGAUGGGAAGCUGUGGUUCCUGGACGCAGCGUCGAACGGCGAAGGAUGUGUCAGUGUGCUGUGGACGGUGUUCCACGAGACAAGCACAGGCACAGGCACCGGAGAAUGGGUGAGGGGAGGUGCCGUCAGACUGACACGGCUCAAGGUAAAAGGUGCCAUGGACAUCAACCUGCGUUGGUUCUGCGAGAAGAGUGGCAUCCUCUUGUUCACGCUUGGCAGAGGCAGCAGUGAUCCUGGAACCUUUGCGAUGAACCUAGCAACCAAGCAAGUGGACAAGUUAGAUGACUGCAGUUCAUGGAGAAACUUCGUGGGAUAUGAGAUGGAUGGGGUCACUUAUCUCAGGUCCAUAGCCCAUAUUUCCCUUUAAUGUAUGUAGGAUCUUGUAUAAUGUUAUAAUGGUUAAAAAUAAGGCGAUAAGUUUUGCAAUCCUCUGUUCCGAUUUCCUUGUUCCCUGCUGCCACAUGUCACUCUUCUAUAUAUUACUCAAAAUAUACAUACGUGACACAAACUUUGAACUAGUAUGAGACCGACAAACUAUAUGCAAGUUUAUACUCCCAAGUUAUGUACGGAAGUUUAAUAUA
Molecule: messenger RNA, 1645 nt
Organism: Sorghum bicolor (sorghum)
Lineage: Eukaryota; Viridiplantae; Streptophyta; Magnoliopsida; Poales; Poaceae
Exons: 2
Coding region: 34-1431 (465 amino acids)
Molecular function (GO): protein binding
Source: RefSeq, a predicted model, not a curated record